Messenger RNA from Daldinia caldariorum, 372 nucleotides. RefSeq lists its product as uncharacterized. The coding region runs from base 18 to 239 and encodes 73 amino acids. The transcript has 2 exons. The record is from RefSeq and is a predicted model, not a curated record. NCBI's taxonomy places the organism in Eukaryota, Fungi, Ascomycota, Sordariomycetes, Xylariales, Hypoxylaceae.
AGCCGGCUCGGCCCUUGAUGAACGCGUAUCCCAGAGGCUCGAAGGGGGCAUGCGCGGGCUUGUUUAUAUAUCGGGGCUUACAACCGGACAAGUCGCUUCCAAUCCCUCGUGGUUGGACAGAUCGUGCAGAGUCUGCAGGGGCUAUAGCCGUUGAGCUAGAAUGCGGCCAAAGUCCAUUUCUAAUAGAUAAGGAGACAACAACGCUGGUGGAUAUCAUCAACAAAGUAUCAGCAGCUUAAAUUAUGGAAAAACGCAGACGCAUUGUGUGUCUGCACACACCAAUAAAAAGCCAUUGUUAGACACUUCAACCACAACGGAAGUCUUUUUUUUUUCUCGAUAAUUACAUGUAUGUUCCAAGAACGUCGCCCGUCC